Vollenhovia emeryi is the source of this 620-nucleotide messenger RNA. Its product is annotated as putative fatty acyl-CoA reductase CG5065. Gene Ontology annotation, molecular function: alcohol-forming very long-chain fatty acyl-CoA reductase (NADP+) activity. NCBI's taxonomy places the organism in Eukaryota, Metazoa, Arthropoda, Insecta, Hymenoptera, Formicidae. The transcript is spliced from 2 exons. Gene Ontology annotation, cellular component: peroxisome. The coding region runs from base 303 to 587 and encodes 94 amino acids. Gene Ontology annotation, biological process: long-chain fatty-acyl-CoA metabolic process. The record is from RefSeq and is a predicted model, not a curated record.
CGUCUACUUGACCUUCUAUAUUGUUUGAAUCAUGUAUGAAAAGAGACACAGUGACUUAAAAUAGAUACGCAGAUUAAUAUGUAAGGCAUGGGCUUUGUUUUUUUUAACCUUUAGGAAUAUUUUACCGUCAGACAAGCUUUAUAAGCUCCUGUAUUUAACGUUUGUUAGAAUCAUUCGCAUUUUCGCUGUAAGUGAAAACAAGUACCGAGAUUUUUACGUUUUGUACCAUGCUUAUAACAAUCAAGAUAGUUAUAUUUGUAAUUUAGCCGAUUUUCGGAAAAUAUAUACGUUACGUCAAAAACAUGGAAAAUAAAACAGCAUAUGAGUAUAUUCCGACUUUUUAUGCCGGCCGCUGUAUAUUCAUUACCGGAGGGACUGGAUUUAUGGGUAAAGUUCUUAUUGAAAAGAUUUUACGAUCAUGUCCCGAUGUUGCAAACAUAUUUGUACUCAUACGGCCGAAAAAAGAACUAAGUAUCAACGAUAGACUGAAGAAAAUGUUGGAUAACAAGCUUGACGGUAGAGGCGUUUCUAUUAACUAUUAUACAAGUUAUUGUACAAGUUAUUAUUGCUACAACACAAUUAAUUAGUGUGGCGCUAGCUUUAAGCCAUACUACACUCUC